This is a messenger RNA of Dentiscutata heterogama, 142 nucleotides long. The record is from the annotation of a GenBank genome assembly. NCBI's taxonomy places the organism in Eukaryota, Fungi, Glomeromycota, Glomeromycetes, Diversisporales, Gigasporaceae.
GGAACUUUUACAUAGGCUUACAGAGAAACUUUCGUGUGGGCUUAUGGAUGAACUUUCACGUGGGCUUACAGAAGAACUUUCAUGUGGGCUUACAAGGGGACUUUCGCAUAGGCUUAUGGGAGACUUACGUGUAGGUUUAUAG